GUUUCCGAAUGAACCGCAAUAUACAUACAUACAUACAUACAUACAUCUCUCUCUCUCUCUCUCUCUCUCUCUCUAAAACAACAACAGCAGCAACAACACCACCGCCACCUUUCUCUCUCUAAAACAGCACCGCCACCAUUUCUCGUCUACCUUGCUCUUCUGUGUCUAUAUUUAUACGAACAACGCCAUGAAAAAGAAGAAACGAGACACUGGUGCUUUCUUCGUCGGAAUGCAAAUCCUCCAUGGAAUACUGUCCCGUCGCAGCCGCCGCCUCGACCACCUCCUCCCCCUCAUCUCCGCCGUCGCCGCCGUCCUUCUCUUCCUCCUUGUCCUUCUCUCAUUUCUCUCUCCUCCGAUCACCAAUCAUAACUCGUCCAUCAAUGGAGUUCACGUUCGAUCGGAUGUGGACGGAGUGACAGCCUUUCGUGUACCGUCGAGUGGAGGGAGUUUAGGCCAUGACUUAUGGAGUUCGACGCAAUCGAAAUUCUUCUAUGGUUGCAGUAAUGCCAGCAAUAAAUUUCUGACUGCUGACGCUAAAACUCAUGAAAAUCGAUACUUGUUGAUUGCAACCAGUGGAGGCUUAAAUCAACAAAGAACAGGGAUAACAGAUGCAGUUGUUGCAGCCUAUAUAUUAAAUGCCACACUUGUUGUUCCAAAGCUGGACCAGAAAUCGUUCUGGAAGGACACUAGCAACUUUUCUGAAAUCUUUGACGUUGAUUGGUUUAUAUUGCAUCUUUCAAAAGAUGUUAAAAUCAUUAAACAGCUUCCGACAAAGGGAGGGAAGGUUAUUAAUCCACACAGCAUGCGUGUUCCAAGGAAGUGCAAUCCAAGAUGCUAUGUAAUCCGAGUAUUACCUGUUCUUAAUAAAAAGCAUGCUGUCCAGCUCGGUAAGUUUGAUUACAGGCUUUCAAAUCGGUUGGCCACAGAUCUACAGAAGCUGAGAUGUAGGGUUAACUACCAUGCUUUGCAGUUUACCAGUACGAUUCAUGAAAUGGGUGAAAAAUUGGUUGAUAGGAUGAGAAUGAAAAGCAAUCAUUUUAUUGCCCUGCACUUGAGGUUUGAACCUGAUAUGCUUGCGUUCUCUGGAUGCUAUUAUGGUGGCGGAGAAAAGGAAAUAAGAGAACUAGGUGCAAUACGGAAGAGGUGGAAAACUAUACAUAAAAGGAACCCUGACAAGGAACGAAGGCAAGGAAGAUGCCCACUAACUCCUGAGGAAGUUGGUCUCAUGCUGAGAGCACUUGGUUUUGGCAAGGAUGUUCACAUUUAUGUGGCGUCUGGUGAAGUAUAUGGAGGUGAAGAGACAUUAGCUCCUCUCAGAGCCCUCUUUCCAAAUUUUCAUUCAAAAGACACUAUCGCGAGCAAGGAAGAGUUGGCUCCAUUUUCUUCUUUUUCCUCUCGCUUGGCUGCACUAGACUUUAUUGUUUGUGAUGAGAGCGAUGUUUUUGUCACGAACAAUAAUGGUAACAUGGCUAGAAUAUUAGCUGGAAGAAGGAGAUACUUUGGGCACAAACCAACAAUCCGUCCAAAUGCUAAAAAACUUUCUCGAUUGUUCAUGAGCCGAGAUAACAUGACAUGGGAAGAGUUUGCCUCAAGAAUUCGUACUAAUCAGAUUGGCUUCAUGGGAGAGCCAAAUGAGGUAAGGCCAGGCAGGGGUGAGUUCCAUGAAAAUCCUUCUUCCUGCAUAUGUGAAAAAUCUGAUGCCAAGGCAAGGGGAAAUUUAGGUUCUAAAAGUCAUGCCAAUAUCAGUCAUGAAAUUGUUAUGGAAAAUAGUACAAGGAGGGAUACUGGUGAAACCACUGAUGAGCAAUUGGCAGAGGACGAGCAGGAUUGGUCUGAUACAGAUGAUGCAGAGAAUGAAAAUGGGCUUCAAGGGAAAAGGUUGCCUAAUAUAACAGAUCAAGAUCCUGGUCUGCUUCUGAAACCCGAGCAACCAGAGCUGGAAGAGAUGUUUUCAGACUAAUGUCUGAUUAGAGCUACUGGUGCUCCUGGUGAGAAACAGAGUUAUAGGCAUACCUAAUGCAUUUCUUCAUCAAAUUCUUUGGGUUCUUUGCUUUACCUUAAUGAUGCCUUUCCUGAACUUAAGCAGCAGUGACAGCAGAAAGAAUGUUGUAAAUAACUGACGGGCAGCUCGUGGCAAGAUAUGAGUUGCAGUAUUCAUAUUUUGGAGAGUAUGUACAUGAAGAGGCAAUAGGAACAUUUGUGGCUGAAGAUGACAUCUUUUUCUUUGAUUCUUUAGCAUAAAAAUUUGUGGCAAGGGUAGGUAUAUGGGAGGAGGAUGGAAUUCUGUGUACAGACAUUGUUUUGUUAUUUGAUUGUCUUCUUUUUUUGGGUUUUUGAUUGUCUUCUUAAAAGUACAGGUAUAAAUAUCAAAUAUUUGAUUGUUUGAGAAAUAUUUUUGUAUUAUUGUAAAAAAUUGCAUGGCAGGGAUAGAAAAACAAAGUGUGUGCUUUUUCUCUCUA
Camellia sinensis is the source of this 2459-nucleotide messenger RNA. RefSeq names its product O-fucosyltransferase 16. The record is from RefSeq and is a predicted model, not a curated record. NCBI's taxonomy places the organism in Eukaryota, Viridiplantae, Streptophyta, Magnoliopsida, Ericales, Theaceae.